GUAAUAAUUCCAAUCAAGUCACACAGUUAGAAAUGAAAGUAAACAGUCAGACAGACUACAGCAAGAGAGCAGGAGGAAAAAGAUCCAGCAGUCCUGGUGACUCGUUUUGUUGCAACAUGGACGAGAUGACUUCAAGAAGAAUUGUCCUGCUGGGAAAAACUGGAGCUGGAAAAAGCAGUCUGGGAAACACCCUACUGGGAGAGGAUGUGUUCAAAAUAAGCCAUUCUGCCGUCUCUGAAACAAGUCUUUCUCAUGCAGAAACCAAAUCUGUCAAUGGGAAAAGCAUCAGGUUGAUCGACACUCACAGUUUUUUUGACACGAGUGGGUCCGAGACGAUGCUCAAGGCUGAGAUAGUGAGGUGUAUCACAGAGAGCGCUCCUGGGGCUCACGCGUUUCUCAUUGUGCUUAAAGUGGAGAGAUUCACAGAGCAGGAGAAGGACGUCAUCAAAAAAAUAUGCCAAUAUUUUUCAGAGGAAGCCUUAGAAUACGCCACCGUUGUCUUCACACAUGGGGACCAGCUCCCUGAAGAGAUGAAGAUUGAGGAGUUUGUCAGUCAGAAUGUAGAGCUGAGUGAUCUGGUGAAGAAGUGCGGAGGCAGGUGCCACGUUGUGGAUAACAAGUACUGGACGAGCAGCGGAGAGGACGACUACAGAAGUAACCAGUUCCAGGUGGCAGAGCUGCUCAACACCAUCGAGAAGAUGGUGGAGGCAAACAAAGGAUGCUGCUACACUAAUGAGAUGCUACAAGCAGUGAACAGUGAAAUACAGAGAGAGGAAGAGCGCAUUACACAGUCAUCAUCAGCAGGCAACAUGUCACAAGCAGAAAUUAGAGAUAAAGCUACAAUUUAUGUUUUUGACAGGUUAUUGAUCAGAUUGGCAGGAACUGCAACCGGGGCAUUGUUAGGAGCUUUUCUGGGCGUGGCAGGGAUGGUUGCAGCAACUGUUAGAAAUGUUCAGGAUCUUUCAGCCCUGGUGACAACAAACAGAAGAAUGUUAGCAACUGUAGCUCUGCGGGGGGUAACGGAGGGGGGUCAGAUAGGAUAUGAUGCAGCUGAAGGAGCAGAAACUGUGAGGGAAGCCAUAGACAAGACAGUGAAGGCUGUCUGGAAGCCAUCUGGGGUUGCAAAUGAUCAAAACAAAAAAAUAGAGCAUUGACAAUACAAAGAGUGGAGCAGAAGAUUGCUGUUUGUUAUGUGAUUAACUAUAGGGAACAAUGGGCUACUUGUUUUAUGGACGUGUGAAAUUAUUAGUUAAAAACCAGGAUUUUGAGAUCAAGCCGUACCGCAGGUCCUUCAUCCCGGCCUCUGUCAGACUCUACAACACCUGCACUACCUGAUAAUGUUGGAGUUUCUGUUCCUGU
This is a messenger RNA of Etheostoma spectabile (orangethroat darter), 1359 nucleotides long. RefSeq names its product GTPase IMAP family member 7. The transcript has 2 exons. NCBI's taxonomy places the organism in Eukaryota, Metazoa, Chordata, Actinopteri, Perciformes, Percidae. Gene Ontology annotation, molecular function: GTP binding. The record is from RefSeq and is a predicted model, not a curated record. Bases 117 to 1154 code for a protein of 345 amino acids.